ACAUUCUUCUAGGAGGAGCAGAAAAUGAACAUAUCUCAGGCUUCAGUGUCGUUCAUGGAUGUGGCCGUGGAGCUUACCCAGGAGGAGUGGCAGCACAUGGGCCCAGCUCAGAGGACCCUCUACAGAGACGUGAUGCUGGAGAACUAUAGCCACCUUGUCUCACUGGGCUACUGCCUUACCAAACCUGAGAUGAUCUUUAAAUUGGAGCAAGGAGAAGAUCCCUGGUCCUUAGAGGAAGAAUUUCCAGCCCAGUGCUACUCAGGGUAUUGCAAGGGUUAUGUCCACAUUGAAGAGAGCCACCAGAAUAAAGAGAACCAUCAGGGGCAAAUAAUCUUCAUCAGUAGCACAACAUUGAACAAAGAAGGACAGAAAGCUUUAGAAAAACCAUUUAAUCUCAGCAUAACUCCACUUUUUUCAGGAAAAAUACCUUGCACAGGUGACUCAUGUGGAAUGAGUUUGCCAAUUGUUUCUGAUUUAAUUAUUAAUGAUAAAAACUGUUCUGGAAAGAAGACUGAAUACACAAAUGUGUGUGAAAACUGGCAACUUGGUAUUAAGAAUGAAAGAGCCAAUAAUGGAGAUAAAUCUUAUGUGUGUAAUGAAAGCAUGACAGCCCUCAAUUAUAAAACAGACCAGCACCAGACAUUUAAAACUGUAGAACAAUCUUUUCAAUGUAAUCAGUUUGGAAAAACCUUGCAUGAUAAGACUAUUUGUACAUCUGGGAGUUCUCCCACAGGAGAGAAAUCCUAUAGACAUGAUGAGUUUAGGAAAAACUGUGAUAAGCCACCUCUGUUUAACCACUUGAGUACUGGCACAAAGCAGGAAUGUUCUCAUCUUAAUGAAAAUAGAAAAUCUUCUGCAGAAACAACUGUUGUGGAACAUCAUAACGUUUGCAUGGCUCUGAAACCCUAUGCACAUAAUGAAAGUAGGAGUGCUUUCAGCAGGAAGUCACACUUUACUCAGACUCAGAGAACUAUCAUAGGACAGAGAGUCUUUCAAAGUAAUAAACGUGAAGAAAAUUUCAGGCAGAGCUCAGCCCUUAUUGUACACCAGAAAUCACAAACUGAAGAUAAAUUCUGUAAAUGUAAUGACUGUAUGAAUGCUGUAUACCAGAAACUAGACCUAACACUACAUCUAGGAACUUACACAGAAGAGAGCUCCUACAAAUGUGAAUAUGAGAAAUCUUUUUCUCAGAACACAGACCUCAUUGGCUGCCAGCAUAGUGACACAGGACAGAAGUCAUUAAAAUGUAAUGAAAGCAGGAAAUCCUUCUGUCAGAAAAUACAGCUCAUUCAGCAGCAGAGAAUCCAUUCAGGAGAGAAACCAUAUGAAUAUGAUGAAUGUGAUAAAUCUCUUUGUUCAGAAUCACACCCUAUUCAACAGCCUGCAACACAUGUGGUGAAACUCAGAUGGAGUAAAGAUGGAGAAAGUUUCUGUCAGAAAUCAGACGUCAGUGAACAUCUAAGAAAGUUCACAAAAGAAAAGCAUUAUUUAUACAGUGAAUUUGGGAAAUCUUUCAAGAAGUCAGCUCUGAAAAUAAACCAGAGAACACACACAGAGAUAAAAUUAUAUCAAGGUAAUGAGUGUGAGAAAAUAUUUGCUAAGAUAUCACAUCUCAGAGAAUAUCAGAGAGUUCACACAGGGAAGAAACCUUAUGAAUGUCAUGAAUGUGGGAAAACUUUCUUCCAAAAGACACACCUCAUUGUACAUCAGAGAAUCCAUACAGGGGAGAAACCCUAUGAAUGUAGUGAAUGUGGGAAAAUGUUUGCUGAUAAUUCAACCCUUGGAGCACAUCAGAGAAUUCACACAGGGGAGAAACCUUAUAAAUGCCAUGAAUGUGGGAAAACUUUCUCCCACAGGACGCAGCUCAUUGCACAUCAGAGAGUUCAUACAGGAGAGAAACCCUAUGAAUGUAAUGAAUGUGCAAAAACAUUUGCUGAUUAUUCAACACUCAGAGCACAUUAUAGAAUUCAUACAGGGGAGAAACCAUAUGAAUGUAAUGAAUGUGGAAAAGCUUUUGCCCAAAAUUCAACUCUCAGAGUACACCAGAGAACACACACAGGAGAGAAACCCUAUAAAUGUAAUGCCUGUGGGAGAUUCUUUGCUCACAAUUCAGCCCUUAGAGUGCAUAAGAGAAUUCACACAGGUGAGAAACCAUAUGAAUGUAGUGACUGUGAGAAAACGUUUGCCCAUAACUCAGCUCUCAGAGUACAUCAGAGAAUUCACAUGGUGAAGAAACCCUAUGAUUAUACUGAUUGUGAGGAAACUUUUCCUCAUAAUUCAGCCCUCAGAGCACAUCAGAAAAUUCACACAGGGGAGAAACUCUAUGAGUGUAAUGAAUGUGGGAAAACUUUUUCCCAGAAGACACACCUUAAUACCCACCAUAGAAUUCACACAGGGGAGAAACCCUAUGAAUGCAAUGAAUGUGGAAAAACUUUCUCUCAGAAAUCGUAUCUCAGUGGACAUGAGAGAAUUCAUACAGGGGAAAAGCCCUAUGAAUGUAAUGAAUGUGGGAAAACAUUUGUCUAUAAGGCAGCCCUCAUAGUGCAUCAGAGGAUUCACACAGGGGAGAAACCUUAUGGAUGUAAUGAGUGUGGCAAAACUUUCUCGCAAAGGACACACCUCUGUGCACAUCAGAGAAUUCAUACAGGAGAAAAACCCUAUGGGUGUAAUGAAUGUGGGAAAACUUUUGCUGACAAAUCAGCCCUCAGAGCACAUCAGAGAAUUCACACAGGGGAGAAACCUUAUGGAUGUAAUGAGUGUGGCAAAACUUUCUCAAAGAUGUCACACCUCACAGCACAUCUGAGAAUUCGCACAGGGGAGAAACCCUAUAAAUGUAAUGAGUGUGGGAAAACUUUCUCUCAGAAGUCAUACAUUAGUGCACAUCAGAGAAUUCACACGGGGGAAAAACCCUAUGAAUGUAAUAUAUGUGGAAAACCUUUUGGCCAUAAUUCAACCCUCAGAGUACAUCAAAGAAUUCACACAGGGGUAAAAUCCUAUGAAUGCAAUGAAUGUAGGAAAACUUUUUCCCAGAAGUCACACCUCAGUGCACACCUGAGAAUUCACACAGGGGAGAAGCCCUAUGAAUGUAAUGAAUGUGGGAAAGCCUUUGCCCAAAAUUCAACUCUGAGAGUGCACCAAAAAAUUCACACUGGUGAGAAACCUUAUGAAUGUAAUGAAUGUGGGAAAACUUUUGUCCGGAAGGCAGCUCUUAGAAUACAUCACACCAGAAUUCACACCAGAGAGAAAACCCUUGAAUGUAAUGCAGGGGAAGGUUUUGCUAGCUAA
Messenger RNA from Chrysochloris asiatica (Cape golden mole), 3285 nucleotides. RefSeq names its product zinc finger protein 658 (gene ZNF658). Gene Ontology annotation, molecular function: DNA-binding transcription factor activity, RNA polymerase II-specific; RNA polymerase II cis-regulatory region sequence-specific DNA binding. The record is from RefSeq and is a predicted model, not a curated record. Gene Ontology annotation, biological process: regulation of transcription by RNA polymerase II. The transcript is spliced from 4 exons. NCBI's taxonomy places the organism in Eukaryota, Metazoa, Chordata, Mammalia, Afrosoricida, Chrysochloridae. The coding region runs from base 25 to 3285 and encodes 1086 amino acids.